GGCUCUGAGGGCGCGGGGGGCGACGCGGCGCUUUUUGGCGGCGCUGUGGGGUCGGACUCCGGGCGCCGCGGCCAUGUCAGCAGAUGCUCACUGGUUGACAGCAGAGGAGAGGAAACAAGUUAUACUUGACCUCAAAGCAGCAGGAUGGUCGGAAUUAAGUGAGAGAGAUGCCAUCUACAAAGAGUUCUCUUUCAAAAAUUUUAAUCAGGCAUUUGGCUUUAUGUCCCGAGUUGCCCUACAAGCAGAGAAAAUGAAUCAUCACCCGGAAUGGUUCAACGUGUACAACAAGGUCCAGAUAACUCUUACCUCUCAUGACUGUGGUGGACUGACCAAAAGAGAUGUGAAACUGGCCAAGUUUAUAGAAAAAGCAGCUGCUUCUCUGUGAUUUCUUCCAAAAUUGCCAGUUACUUGGGACUACUAAAGGGAUGACUCUUGGCCAGAAGACCUGAGUCACCAAGCUGCUAUGCCUCUGACUGCUGAUUUUCCUGGCUGUGUACAGCUGAGGUAGUGCCGCCCAAGUCGGGCAGAGUGUGCUUCGCUGCUGAAGGGCAGAAGAAAUGCUCCUUUGGCUUCUCGUGCCAGGAUGCCCACCUCUCCGUGAGAAGAUCUGGACGGUUUCAUGAAGCCCUGGAUAAGCUCAUCACCUCUGAUUCCACUCACCAGCCAGAGUUCCACUUGCAGGCUAGAUGUCUUCAUCAGUGACUUCAGAAACCUCAGCACACUAGAACAACUGGGCUCUUCUCUGCUGCUCUCAGCUGGCCAUCUUUCCUCACCCCUCUAAGCAGAAUGAAGAAUUUUUUACAUUCUUAAUCUUUUCAUUUCUCCCCAAAGCAUGCUUUGGUGCUUAAAGAGGGAAGGUAUAGAAGUGUACCAUUGGGGUUCCUGGACCAGGAAUCUCACUAUGCUCAGCUACUUGAGUGAGCAUAAGGAUCCCUGGAGCCAUUCAUUUGUGUAUUGAUACAACACACACUUUCCGAGGGCCUUCUGUAUGCCCCUGGCGGGAUUAGGCACACUGAUGUAUUGGGGCAGGUGGAGACAGAGAUGGAGAACUGAUUCAGGCUCUCUCUGAGCAGCUGCUCCAGGAGGCCACUGCAGGGAUUUUGGGCAGGAGCCCAGAAGGUGUUGGGGAGGGGGGCGGGGAUGUGACCAAAGGAGGCAGUAGGGAGUACUGGAGAGAGAGAGAAUAUAGAGUGAGAAGAUGGGACUAAAGUUUGAAUCUUCGGGAAAUUAAUCAAAGUGAUUUUUAAAGCUUGGCUGUUGAUGAUUUUAAAUGAAGAAAUUGAGUAAAUAAGAUGUUAUUUCCCAUUUCAGUAUAUUGGUUGACUACAAGAGUAUUUUCUUACCAGAAAUAGUCAUACACAAUUAUUUUAGAACACCCGGGACAACAGCAGUGGUGGGCGGUUGCCUUCUUUUCUUAUGGCUCAAGUACUUAGGUUUCCAGGAAUUUGAUCAAUUUAGCCACUAAAGAUUUAGUACAACACAGGCCUUGAAAAGCAAAGGAUUUAGGAAAAAGAGAGCAAGGUGAAUAUAUUAUUCCCAAGAAUUACACAGAGUAAAAAUCUGUAUUAUUUUUGCACCUAAAACAUCUCUACCUUAUACUCAUCCCUUACACUCUGUUUAGGUGAGCAUAUGUGCACAUUCCAGGCCAGUAUUGGGCUUGGGUAACCUCUGCUCCUUUUGUUCUUUUAGCUCCAAACCCAUCAAAAUCUUUUCUUGUCUUUCCAGCUGUUUCCAGUGCUAUGUCCUGGGUGUGUGCUUUUGCUCUUAGAAUCUCAGAGAAUCUUGUUUUCCCCUCUCCUACAUCCUUAUUCUUGUAUGUUAUUAAAGGCCUUUGUCUGUCAGAUGAAGGCACUUCUUGAAGAAUGAGGGGCUUUUGCCUGGCUUAUCUCUGGUGUCUCUUAGUUUUAGCUUGGAGCUUCACAAUUGUGGGGUGCUCAUAACCCUUAUGCCGAACUGACAUUCUCAUUCUCCCUGGGAAAAGAAGUUCUGUGCAUAGAUCAGCUAGGGAGCUCUCCCUUCCAGGGGCAGGCAGGCUGGUAAGUACUGGAAUGCCCAAGAGUGACUUCAUAAAGCAAGGAUUCCCUUCAUGGACCCUUCUCUGCCGCCUCUAGAAUCUAGACAUCGAGGAAAUCCCUAAGCAGAGAUUUUCUGUUGGAUGAUAAAAGCAAGGAGAACAAAUCGAAAAUUUGGAAAAUGUCUCAACACUUUUAUCACCAGCCCCGCUCAAGAGUCAUGACUAAUUCACAGUUGGACAGUGCAUCGUUGAUGUUCUGUGCAAAAUUCGGGACAUUUCAGUAAAUAUUGUUAUUUCUAUUGCCUGUUAAGAAAUGUGCAAAUGGCAGUGUGGGUCCAGGGUGCCAGUGUUUUGUCAGCCUCUUCUCAUAGACACUCAUCCACUUCUCAAAUUGACGUGUGUGUCCUUGAUAAUUUUGAUUUCUAACUGGUGAGGUUGGUGAAGGCUCAGCCAAACGUUUUGCUUCUUUGGCUCUAAUAUCAUGACUGGCUGGUUAAGACAGACAUUCAGUCUUGCUCUUAUUUGACCUGUAGACUGAAUGACUAGUUUGACUUUGUUUUGUCCUUUUUUGUUAAUUACUGUGUGAGAUAACUUGAAGGCUUUUUUUUUUUUUUUAGUAGCAGACCCUAUCUCAAAUCAGAUAAUGAAAAUCAUACAUCUUGUUUUCAUAGAUUAUAAAAAUAUAUACAUUCUAUAUUUUUUUGCUGUUAUGAGAAUGUUCAUUUGUUAUGUAUAAUGGGAAAAAAGCAAUACUCUGAGAAAAAUUGCAAAGCACAGAUAAACAGGAAAAAGAAUCACUUAUAAUCUCAACACUUAGUAUUUUGGCAUAUUUCCUGCCAAGUAUUUAUUCUUCUACCCGUUUUUGUACAGUUGAGAUAAUUUUGAGUAGAGAAUUUUGUGUCUUAUUUUGUUUUUGUGUUUUGCAAUCCAAUGGAUCUAAGCAUUUCUCUAAGUUAUGAAAACUGCAUAGACAUUUUUAGUAUCUUCAUACUAUUCCAUGAGAUGGAUAUGCUAUAAUUUACUUAACCAGUCUUUUUUGUUAGACUUUUAAAUUGUUUCUAAGUUCUCACUACUGUAAAUAAUGUUGGGAUAAACACAUCUGGCCCAAGUCACUGUUUGCAUUUCAGAUUGUAUUCUCUUUGGUCCAAGGAUAUGAACAGUUCCAAGGUUUUUCAGAAAAGUCUAUCAAUUUACAUCUCCCCGGAAGUUUAUGAGAAUGCUCCAUCACACUACAGUAUUGCCAGCAUUGAUUAUUAUUAUGUUUAAGUCUUUGCUGAUUUUUAUAAGCAAAAAGAGUAGUUUUACUUAAUUUUCAUUUCUCUGACUUGUAGUGUUAGUGAAUAUUUUGGGGGAAAUUCAUUGCCAUUCGUAUUUCUUUUCUGAGUUGACUGUGUUUACCCAUUUUUUAAAAAAGUGUGUGUGUGUUUUUAAAUGAUUUGUAAGCACUUGUCUGGGUGAUUAUUUGAUUAUUAUCCAUUUUUCUUACUAGACUAACGAUAUUUAGUUUUGCUUACAUAUAUCCCCAGUGCCCACUAUAAUGCCUGGCAUGUAGUCAUCACUGAAUAAAAACUUUUGAAUGAGCAAUGAAUGAGUUGAAUAGUAGUCACUCAAUAAAAAUUUAUUGAAUGCGUAUGUGAA
Messenger RNA from Pteropus alecto (black flying fox), 3652 nucleotides. It is a transcript of the gene PCBD2, whose product is annotated as pterin-4 alpha-carbinolamine dehydratase 2. Bases 74 to 385 code for a protein of 103 amino acids. Gene Ontology annotation, molecular function: 4-alpha-hydroxytetrahydrobiopterin dehydratase activity. Gene Ontology annotation, biological process: tetrahydrobiopterin biosynthetic process. NCBI's taxonomy places the organism in Eukaryota, Metazoa, Chordata, Mammalia, Chiroptera, Pteropodidae. The record is from RefSeq and is a predicted model, not a curated record. The transcript is spliced from 5 exons.